UAGUAUUAGAUCUUUAGACAAAGUCUCUAUAAUCUGUGCUAAAUUGUUAUGAAUUUGAUUUUGUUCGUUUUUAUUUGUAAUUUAUAUUGUUUUUAAUUUUUGUAGCUAUAGCGAUUAGUGCAAAUGUGUACUAUAAUUAAGAAACAGUGAAACUACCUAUAUUAAUUCUUUGUUAUUUACUUGAAGUUAUGGCAUCCAAAGGCAUGGAUCCAAAACAAAAAUACUCUUUAUUAAAUUUUAUCAAAAAAAGUAGUCGAGAUUCAGAAUCAGAAUCAAUUCAAAGCGCCACCAAUCAACAAAUAAUAGAGAAAAAAUCCAAGUUUGUUUUUAAAUCAAAAUCAACAAGUACUGCAAACUGGACCCCUCCAUUUAAAAAGAACUCAGAAAAUGUGUCACAGUUGGCCAAGGAACCUUCGUUAUCACCAAGUAUUUUGGAUAACCGAGUUGAAAACCAUGUUAACAUUGACAGGAAUAAAAGGACUAAUAAUGCACCUCUUAAUGCAUUUGAUGAAUAUGACGAUAUGGAUUGUUUUCCAUAUACCUUCAACGAAACAUCUAAUACACCAAUAUCAGAAAAAUGCAAUAAAUCUAUAAGAAUAAGUGCAACACCCAGCCCUCAAAAAAAGAAAAUAGAACAAACCAGUUCAGCGAACACGAAAAUUUUGAAAACACCUAAAAAAAGCAGUCCCAAAGAAAAUGCCGAGAUCAAAAGCCUGAAAUUGGAUACGUCUUUGAAAAAUUUCUUGUUAAAUAUAUCAGAGAAUCCUUCUGUACAGAAAGCGAAAUUAGAUAAAAGUGCCUUAAGUUUACAAGAUCUAGAGGAAUGCAAAACAUUAUACAUAGAGAUACUAGAGAAAGUUUUCAAUGCUUUUGAUAGAAUACCGACUAGAACGAAAGAGAAAUUACCAGGAUAUAAUAGUAAGAUAUACUCACAUUUAAAAUAUUGGAGAUAUAAAUUGAAGAUGGCUAUACAACAGACACCCAGUAAAAACACAAGUAAAAAAGCAUCCAAGACCCAAAACGACAGCAAAUCUGUUUCUACUAUUGAAUCGAAUCUCUCUGCAUCACCAUCAUUGUUAAAUAAUUGUGAAGAUGAUGAUUUAGAUGAUUUCGAUCUUAACGGUACCCAAGUUUCUGUGAAGAAAUCUGUUAAGACCAUAUCUGAAGUUCCAGAAGCAAGAGGAAGUAUUAACAUGAAUUACAAUGCUGGACCCAGUACAAAACUAACAGACAAGACAGUGAAGAAGUCACUGUUUUGUGAUUCAUUUUCGACUUGUACCUCUACAAAAGAUUUAGAUAUUAAAACUGAAUGUGAUGCAGGCAACUUGGAUACACCAUCCAAUGUUAAAGGAAAAGGUAAAUUUGUGUUCAAAAGGCCAUCAAGAGCUGCCACAGAGGAGUCUAGUAAUAUGCCCUCUACAAGUCCCAUAAUUUCAAACACUGCUGAAAGACUAAAGAAUGCGUUGGGAACUUUAAAACCUUUGGUGGACCAAGAAUCACCAAAGGUGGUGCCAGUAGCAAACAGUUCAGUAAACUUCCAACCUCCUCAGCUGAGCAAGAGCUCUUUACUUUCUAUGACUGAUACAGUGCUUGAACCUUCAAGUGGUGAUGAUCCUUUGGUUGAUGAUGAGUACAUGGAUGAGUAUUCAGUACCCAUUGAUAUAGAUGCUGAUAUUGAAUUUGCGCAUCCGUCAAGUGAGCCUAUGAGUAUAGACAGUGAUCAUAGUAAAGUUGCUGAAGUAGUCAACGAUAAAGAGAUACCAGUGGACGAGGAUGGGUGGCCGGAAUACAGGAUGGAAGACUUUGAGGAUGUUAAUUUUGUAUCAGAGAGUAAAGAACCAGAGGUGGUGAAUUUGAUGGAACACUCAAUGGUUGAAGACAAUAAAAAACCCAAAUAUGAAGGAAUGGGCGACUUCCACGAGGGCACUAAAAAUGACGGCAUCACAGGUGAAUUUGACGGUAUGGACUAUCCCCACUCAUCACUGAUGAUGGAAAUGUUCAAAGAGAAGUUUGGUCUAAAGACAUUCCGUCCAAACCAGCUGCAGGUGAUCAACGCGACGCUGCUUGGACACGACUGUUUCGUCUUGAUGCCAACCGGAGGAGGCAAAUCUCUGUGUUACCAACUGCCGGCCAUAUUGACACCGGGUGUUACGAUCGUGAUAUCGCCCCUCAAGUCGCUCAUAUUGGACCAAGUCAACAAGCUGCUCUCAUUAGAUAUCCCGGCGGCGCACUUGAGCGGCGACAUAUCGGCGGCGGAAGCGGACGAAGUGUACCACAAGCUGUCGAUGCGCGAGCCGCUGCUGAAGUUGCUCUACGUCACGCCGGAAAAGAUUAGCAGUUCGCCAAAAUUUCAAGAUGUCCUCACCGCUCUCUACUCGAGGGAUAAGAUUGCUAGGUUCGUGGUAGACGAGGCGCACUGCGUGUCGCAGUGGGGGCACGACUUCCGGCCCGACUACAAGCGGCUGCACGUGCUGCGCCAGCGCUUCCCGCGCGCGCCGCUCAUGGCGCUUACAGCCACCGCCACGCCCAGGGUGCGCAUGGACAUCCUGCACCAGCUUAAGGUCACCGGAUGCAAGUGGUUUCUAUCCAGCUUCAACCGGCCAAAUCUCAUAUACAAGAUAUUGGAGAAGAAACCUAAAAGUAUCAACGAGGAAGUCGUUGCAGUUAUCAAGGAGAAAUUUUAUAGAGAUUCGGGCAUCGUGUACUGCCUGUCGCGCAAGGAGUGCGACGAGAUGGCAGCGGCGCUGCGGCGCGCGGGGCUGGCGGCCGCCGCCUACCACGCCGGCCUGCCCGACCGCCAGCGCGGCGCCGUGCAGACCGCCUGGCUCGCCGACCGCCAUAAGGUGAUCUGCGCGACAAUAGCGUUCGGCAUGGGCGUGGACAAGGCGGACGUGCGGUUCGUGAUCCACCACAGCAUGCCCAAGUCGGUGGAGGGCUACUACCAGGAGGCGGGCCGCGCCGGCCGCGACGGCGAGCUGGCGCACUGCCUGCUCUACUAUUGCUACGGCGACGUGAUACGCUACCGCCGCCUGCUGCACAUGGAGCGCAACACGACGGCGGAGGCGCGGCGCGUGCACGAGGAGAACCUGCUGCGCAUGGUGGAGGUGUGCGAGAGCGUGGCCGAGUGCCGCCGCGCGCACGUGCUCGCCAUCCUGGGCGAGCGCUUCCCGCGCGACCGCUGCCGCGCCGCCGCCGCCGCCUGCGACACCUGCCGGGCACGCACGCGCCACCAGCCGGUGGACGUGACGGAGGAGUGCCGCGCGGUGGUGUCGUGCGUGGGCGGCGCCCGCGGCCGCUACACGCUGCUGCAGCUGGCCGACACGCUGCGCGGCUCGCGCCAGCAGCGCCUCGCCGCGCUGCACGACCACCCUAUACACGGACGGUGCAAGUCGUGGGAUCGCGGCGACGUGCAGAGACUGCUGCGCCACCUGGUGGUGCGCGGGCUGCUGGCCGAGCGACUCGUCUUCACCAACGACAUCGCCAGCGCGUACCUCGAGUUAGGGCCCAACGCAAACAAAAUAUUGUCUGGUGGCCACCGUGUGGUGUUCCCAAUGCGGUGCGCGGAGAAGCCGAGCGUUAGCUUGCCGGUAGGGGGCGCGGCCGGUGCCGGGUCCGACGUGUCGCCCGUGCACGCGCUGCUUAAGAGGAUCGAGGAGCGUUGCUACGCCGACCUGGUCGAAGCCUGCAGGGAGAUGGGCGAGGCCCGCGGCGUGUCGCUGGCGGCGGUGCUGCCGCAGGCGGCGCUGAAGGCGAUGUGCCAGCGGCUGCCCGACACGGCCGAGGCGAUGCUGGCGCUGCCGCACGUCACGCGCGCCAACUACGACAAGUACGGAGCGCAUCUGCUGACCAUCACCUCCGCCUACGCCGUCGAGAAGAUGGGUGUCCUGAUGCAGUACGAGGAUGAUUUAGAGGCUGAGAAGGCCAAGGAGGAGCAGUCGGAGGAAUCGGAUUCGCCGCCCAGCAGCAGCACUUCGCGCCGCGGCUCUCCCCGCGCCCGCAGCGGUACGCGCGGCGGCGUGCGGAAGAGGUACAGGCGCAAGCCGACGUCGGCCGCCAAGAAGAAAGCGGCUAAAGGGGCGUGGGGGACGCGCGGCAGGACCGCCGCUACACCAAGCACGAGCACGAGCAAAAGCAAGAGCAAGUUCGGCAACAAGCUCGGCAGCAUGCCGGUGCCCCGGCCCAACAACACGCUCAACACGCGGCCCGGCGUGUUCAACCCUUCGAAGCUGAACCUCAUUUGAACCAUCGCUGUAUUCGCUAGCAAUAACAUUACGACUACAACCCCUGAUGGGGUAGCCAGAGGCGUUACAUGACUGUUGCUGAUGUAGUAACAUUCGAUAUGGCUGUAGUUUACCGAGCAUAUAAUGUUAAUAGAGUUCAAACGUGGUAGAGGGUAAUUCUGCCCUUGUGACUUGGAUUAAUUUGGUUACCUUAUUUCCCCCCACCGGGGUGAGUUUGGAAAUUUAAAUUAACACAGUUUUUGAUGUCCACUUGAUUCCAACACAUGACUUUUAGGUUCUAAAGCCAGUGGUAAUAGACGACAGGGGACAUGAGUGGAACAUGACAUUCAUUAGUUGUAACUCGGUCAUUAAACCCAAUAAUGUAGCAGUUUUUUUUUAUAUACAACUUAGAAUGGCGAACAAGCUGACGGCGCACCAGAUGGAAAGUGGUAACCGUCGCCUAUAGACAUGAGCAGUACCAUGCACAUAACAGAGUAUACUGUUUCGCCCAUGAUACCCCUCAUACGUCGCCAUUCCUGAGGACUCGGAUGUUAUUCCUCUGUACCCAGUAAAUUGAUUUUAAUGUCAGUAACAUCAGUAGACAUUUUAAAUAUCAUUUGUAACAACAGUAUUAUUUGUAUUAAAACUGAUAUUAAGAUGUAAAAUACCAGAUUAGUGAGGGUAGUUAAAUUUUAUUCCCUUCAGAGUUUCUUCAGGGUCGGCAACAAGCGCGUAAUAUCCUUGGUAUUGCAGCUGUACAUAGGCUACGGUAACCGCUUAUCAUCAGGUGGGCCGGAUACUUGUUUGCCGCCUCAGUGGUAUAAAAAAAAUCCUUCAGAGGCAUAUAUAAGAAGGGAAUGGGUGAGCCGUACUCUAUCCCAGGGUUAGGAUCGGAGCUUUCAGCUGUGGGCAGAGACAUUUUUAAAAGUAAAUAUGGGCCUCUUCAAAUAAAUUAAGCCACCCCCUGGGAAAUUAUCAUAAAUAUUGUCAAUGAUCUUAUUUAUUAGAACUAAAACCUACAAAUCAGUAUGAACUGUUAAUUUUUUUUUAAUUAAGAAUAUAGUUUAAAAUAAAAAAGAAAAAAAAAACACUUCAAUCGCUGAAAUAGGUUUUAUGCAUGUUUGAGUUUUUUUUUAUAAAUAAAGAUAUAAAUUAAGCUUUUUUACCCAACUACGCAAAUUAAAAAUGGGUUAUGACAUUAAAUAAUUACAGAUUCCACCGAUCCAGUGAUAUAUAAUGUUAAAUGUAUGUAACAUAUGUUUCGAAAUAGUGUUACUGUACAUAUUUAUUAAAUUGGUAAAAAUUGUUGUUUAAAAAUGUAAUUCCGUAAUAAUUAAUUGUAAAUAAAUGAUUUAUUUUUU
This is a messenger RNA of Galleria mellonella (greater wax moth), 5581 nucleotides long. It is a transcript of the gene Blm, whose product is annotated as recQ-like DNA helicase Blm. The record is from RefSeq and is a predicted model, not a curated record. Gene Ontology annotation, molecular function: four-way junction helicase activity; nucleic acid binding; 3'-5' DNA helicase activity. Gene Ontology annotation, cellular component: cytoplasm; chromosome; nucleus. Bases 189 to 4241 code for a protein of 1350 amino acids. Gene Ontology annotation, biological process: double-strand break repair via homologous recombination; DNA replication. The transcript has 21 exons. NCBI's taxonomy places the organism in Eukaryota, Metazoa, Arthropoda, Insecta, Lepidoptera, Pyralidae.